AUGGAAGAAGCGGGAAAACCUCAACGUCAUUUGAUGGUCGCAGCCAGAGCACCGAGGGAGUCUCAAGUGUUGUGGGAAGAGAACCAAACAUGCUCGGAGAAAACGGACCUGGCCAUGGUUAGCCCAUUGUACAAUGUUGAUGGUGCAGAGGGUGAGGGUGGAACCUCACAUGAUCAAAAUCAAUCAGCUGCCGAGUUGAGCAGAAAGCAGGGCCGAGUGGCAAGCAAAUUUGAGCUGAUCGGCAGAUUUCCGCGGAUUGGCGGUUGGCAUGAACCUGGAAACCCAACAAGCGUCAGCAAAAGCUGGUAA
Messenger RNA from Penicillium concentricum, 309 nucleotides. RefSeq lists its product as uncharacterized. Lineage: Eukaryota; Fungi; Ascomycota; Eurotiomycetes; Eurotiales; Aspergillaceae. The record is from RefSeq and is a predicted model, not a curated record. The coding region runs from base 1 to 309 and encodes 102 amino acids. The transcript has a single exon.